UAUGCAGGCCGGUCCUUGCCGCAAGCCAGGGCAGACGGGGGAGCCCGGGCGCAGUGCUAAUUCGCGGGCGCAGGCAUGGCCAACCGCUUCUCGACGCUGACACAGUACCACUCGCUAAUCCUCGGCCACGGCGUGCUCGCCGCAAUAACUUUCCUCUUUAUCGUCCCCAUCGCCGUGCUGCUUGCCAGAUUCUACACCCGCCAACCGGGAACCGCCGUCCGCUACCACGCCUACCUGCAGGUGCUUGCCCUCGGCCUCACCACCGUCGUCUUCAUUCUCGGCUUCUUCGCCGUCGGCCCGCCACGGAACUUGACAAACCCGCACCAUGGCAUUGGCGUCGCCAUCUACGUGCUGUUCCUGCUCCAGGCCGUCGGCGGGCGGCUCGUCAGGAAGCUCGCCGGCCGUCGCUCGUUUCGGCUGCAUGUGCACCGCUGGUUUGGCCGCGCGAUAGCGCUCUUGGGGAUUGUCCAGGUUCCCCUCGGUCUUACGCUCUACGGUUCGCCCAAGGCCCUGUUUAUUCUCUACGCGUUGUGGAUGGGCUUCCUCCUGUUUCUCUACUUCAUCCUGGACUACCGCGACCACGGGCGACGUGACUGGGGCGGCGGUUACGGCCACGGCGGCGGCGAUGAGAGCAGCCGAGUGACGUCUAGGCAUGGCGGCGCCAUGCGCUGGCUCGGCCCGCUUGCCGUUGGUGCCGGCGCAAUGGCGCUGUUCCGUAGCCGCAGGAAGAACCGGGAUGCGGAGAGGGGCAUGAGCCGUAGCCCGAGCCCCACGGACCGCUCCCGCCGUGACCGAGAGCCAACCGUCAUCUCUUCGCGGCGCGAAUCCGAGAGCUACUACGACGAGAAACAACCGGAGCGAAGGCGCGCGAGCGGCGGCGGCGGCUUCAUGAAUAAGCUUCUUGCGGCCGGCGCCGGUCUGGGCGCGGGCGCGCUGGUCUCGAGGAUGAUGAACCGCCGAGAAAGGCCCUAUGACGACGAGUACUCCGCCGUCGCGACAGACACGCCAAGCCGCGUGCGCAGACACCCGCCGAGAAGCGAGUUCACCGAGAGCGACUACACCGAGCGGACCGAGGACGUCCGGAGACAGCCAAGCCGGCAUGAGACGCAGUCUUCCGUCCCACCCGCGCCUCGGCCGCCGGCAGGUAACAGGCCUCCCAGGCCUAUGACCCCGCGGCGCUCGCAUGCUGGAACUUCCCGGCUCGAUAGUACCGUCGACGACUCGGAUUAUUCGUCGUAUGUCAGUCCUUCCCGCAGGACCCCUGAACCGAGAAAAAGCGGGGGCGUGGGGAAGGGGCUGCUCGCGGGGAUGGGGUUGGGAUUCCUGGCCAACAGGUUUGGUAGCAACCGUCGGGAAAGGAAAGAGGAGGCGCGCCUGCGGGACGAGGAGGAUAGGCGGAGGGAAGAAGAAGAGGAGAGACGGGCGGGUCGCCGGGUCUCGAAGUACACGGGCGAUGGCUAUCCCAGCCCGUCAAGGCGGGAGUCGAGACGGCGCCCGCGCCGGCCACCCCCUCCGCCGUCGGGCGUCACAAUGACCGAGACGUCAAUGCUGUCGGGGGAAUCCUCGAUCGAGCCCCGCGGGAAUACGCCGUACGAUCCAGCACCACCGGGCGUCCGCCCACCUCCUCCGCAAGCUUCAGUUCCUGCUCCGGGGCCACCUCCAGCGCCUGGGAUGCACCCGACCGGGGCGGCGGCGGCUCCCCCUGUCCCCAUCCCGGCUCCUAUCCCAGGAGCGGGAACAGCAUCAGGGCAGCACUCCCGGUACGAUGUGACCGAGCCGGUCUCGAUGCCUCCGAUGCCGCCGGACCCACACGGGAUCCUCCAUCGCGAGUCGGACGGCAGCGAAACAUACGGCUCUCCGAGCGAUCAACGACGACGCAAACGAGAGGGCGACGCAGCCACGGCGGCAGCCUCUGCGAGCGUGCUCCCGGCCGCAGAAGAAGAGGAACGGCGCCGACGAGGCGGGAGGUCGCGCGACCACACUCCCCAUGCGCCGUCCGUCAACGCGCCGGUCAGCGUCAGCCUGCGCGUGCACGACGACCCGGACCGCAACAUCACGCUGCGCAUGCUCACGGACGAGGAGGCGCGCCGCGAGCAGCAGCGGCGCCGGCGCAACGACUCGGUCAGCAGCGCCUCGGGCGGCGAGACGCCGACCGGCCGGCGCUACCGCCGCGACUCGUCCAGCCUGCGCCGCGCCGCCGAGUCGGCCGCUGAGCACCGCGUCGAGGCGGCGGCGCCAGUGCCGGCGCCCUCGGCCGAGGCUCUCGACAACGACCCCCUCGCGCCGCUGUCGCCUCCCAACCCGGCGUUUGCGCGCAGGGCCGGCGCCGGGGGCAAGGAUUCGGCGUAUUACUCGGGCGGCACCGCCGCCGCCGCGGGCCCGUCGGGUGCGGUACCUGCUGCCGGGGCGACAGCGUCGAGUUUGGGCAGCCCGGGAGGGUUGAUGAGCCCCGGCGGGAGCCAUGCCACGUUUACGAGCGGACCGCUGACGGAUGCGGCGGCCGCGGAUCGGAGGAGGAGGAGGCGGUUGGAGCGCAGGGAUGGGAAUCGGCAGUCGACGACGGUGGAUUAUUCUUGAACUUUUGUGGAGAGUUGGUGUUUUCUGAGUUCAUUUCUGGCACGGCGCUGGGAAAAAGGGGGAGGGGAGGAUUGUUGUUGUUGUUUGCCACGAGGGAUGUUGACUAAGGUACCUGUACAUGUAUGUCGUCGGCCUCUGCGGAGCGCAUAUGUUGUCAUGAUGCGAUGAAGAGCUGGAAGUCAGAGUUGUUCGAUGUUUUUAGAUUGCAAUGACACUUUUUUUCAUCUUCCUCAUACUGACGAGUUGAUGCUCAGUCAAGCUCCCGUCCAUUACAGUUGGUGAUUGAUACCUUUGAAAUGUGCAGGGGUGGUGCGCUUGGACUCGCAGCUCUUCCAUUCAUG
Messenger RNA from Thermothielavioides terrestris NRRL 8126, 2918 nucleotides. RefSeq lists its product as uncharacterized. The coding region runs from base 76 to 2577 and encodes 833 amino acids. The transcript has a single exon. The record is from RefSeq and is a predicted model, not a curated record. NCBI's taxonomy places the organism in Eukaryota, Fungi, Ascomycota, Sordariomycetes, Sordariales, Chaetomiaceae.